Geodia barretti is the source of this 3597-nucleotide messenger RNA. The record is from the annotation of a GenBank genome assembly. NCBI's taxonomy places the organism in Eukaryota, Metazoa, Porifera, Demospongiae, Tetractinellida, Geodiidae.
UACGGCACGACGACACGAGGGCCGUCCGCGUUGCUUGGACAAUGGCUGGUCUGCAGGAACCUCGGCGAGUGACGGAGCUGUCCAAUGAGCUCACUAGAGACAUCGACACCGCAGAUCCCUUGGUAUAAAGCAUGUCCCGCUCCGAUAGUGGGCGGGGCUGAUUCCCUCCGUCGUCUUCGCAGGGAAUCGUCCGGCGAUUGUGCGGCAGCGAUGCCCAGUUGUUCGCCGGCUGGGGAGGCCACCCCGGAGUCAACGAUCCUGUCAUUCUCGACAGACUCUGGAAAUUGUCGCUGAAAACUGCAGCACUUCUCAAGGAGAACCAAGAUCAGAAGAAAAAUAAUAGAAUUGUGUUCAGUGGCUGUGGAACCAGUGGAAGAAUAGUGAGUGAGGUCACUCUCAGAAUGAACCUCAGAAUAAAGGACAAAAAGACCCUCUGAAUAAAGGACACAUCUCUAUGAAAGACACUGUGUUUCUACCCCAUACUAUUCAUUAGCUUGAGAUGUUCCUUUUUUACUGUAUUGUGUGUGAAUGGUAAAUGCUAGGCUUGGCUGUGCAGUUGGACCUACAACAGGAUAUUGCAAAAAUUUGGCCACACCCCAUGUUUCCACUACCUUAUCGCCGGCGGAGACCGAUCACUGAUAAUCAGUAACGAACUUCCCGAGGACGAUCCUCCGAAAGGAGCUGAGGAUUUGAAGAAAGUUGCUGAGGGGGCUGAUCAUGUCAUGUUUGUGGGGAUUACUUGUGGUCUGUCUGCACCGUACGUUGCUGGCCAAAUAGAUCACUCCAUGCACCAGCCCAACAUGACGUCAGUUUUGAUGGGGUUCAACCCAGUCUCCCUCUCCCGUAACGCUCCCAUUGAGAAGUGGGACAAAACAUGUCGGCAGGUCUUUCUAGAGCUGGAGACUCUCUCAUGUACCUCAGACAGUGCCUUCAUCAUCAACCCUAUCGUUGGCCCGGAACCCAUCACUGGCUCCAGUCGGAUGAAGGGGGGCUCUACAACGGCAGUUCUACUGGGGACUGUGUUCCUAACGUCGCUCCAGACUUUACUUGGCCAACCCAUCCUGCCUUCAAUGACACUGCCAGCUCGAGAACCAGAGGAGACGGAAGUGGUGUUUGACCACUCUCUCUCUCCGUCUCUCUCGCCCAUGGUUUCCCUCCUGGACUGCUACUCGCAGACCUAUCAGACUGUCUACAGACACUCUGGUGGAGUGGCGAGUCUGUUGAAGCUGGCAGCAUCGUGCAUUUGUCAGCCGUCUGGCAGGCUCAUCUACCUGGGAGCUGACACACUCGGAGCCCUGGGGCUGGUGGAUGCGUCAGAGAUGGUUCCCACAUACGGAGUGGGUCUGGAGGAGUUCCGAGGGUUCGUGGCGGGAGGAUGGGAAGGCUGUGGAAACACUGAAGGAGAUUUGAGUGGAUACGGGAAGACAUUUCGAGUGUCCCUAUCUCAGUUUGAGAGCGACGUCCUGCCCUCCCUCACCGACCAGGACUGUGUCCUCUGUCUCCAUGGCUCCAGUCAGAGAACUGGGCCACCCCACCUUCACACCAUCGUGAACAAAGUGCUAGCCAGUCCUGCAAAGUGUGGCCUUCUAGUGAUGGCUGAGAAUGGCAUGUCCUGUAAUCAUCUUCUGGAUAAAAGGUAUGAGACUGCUGUGCUCAUUAGGCUCCCUUACUAUCACGCUUUCGGCAAAGAGUGUGUGUUUGCUGGGUUUGCACUGAAACUGGUUCUGAAUGCAAUCAGCACAGGAGCCAAUAUUCUGAAGGGGCGAGUGUACGGGAAUGAAAUGAUAAACCUCAGACUCUCCAAUGACAAGUUGUUUGAGCGUGCCAUCGCCAUCAUCGAGAAAUGGAGUGGGGCGAACGAGGAAGACGCAAAGUUCGCACUUCUCAGAGCAAUCUACAAACAAGACGACGCGGCUAAUUUCCAAUAUCGUCCAAUAUCAUCCCACAUCACAGAGGCAUCCUCUCAGAACAUGGUUGUUCCACUGGCUCUGCUACUGGCAGGAGGUCGGAGUUCAGUCAGUUAUAGCAGCAGAGAGAAAGCUGCUCCAGUCUGCCAAAGGUCUCAGGGAUGUCAUAUCAACGGAGAUCGCCCCAACCCAUGGCCACUAGGCCACUAUAUACCCAUCUACCUAACUACCACUAGGCCUAAUACUUUGUCAUUAUAGGCACGCAUGUUUGCUCACAGGUCAUUUUUUGCUUGUUCCAUUGGCUGAACAACUUUGUACAAGAUUUUUUACAAAAUAAAAAUUUGCUCAAUUUUUCUCUUCUUGCUCCGAAGUUCAAAAUCUGGAGAAGCAUCUUUCACUGGAAGUGUUCGUUUAACGAUGCCGCCUCUACUAGGGACCUCCCCCUCCCUCUCCUCUUGCAUGUCCAUCACAGACUCAUCGACUGGUUCUUGUGUAUCUUCUUCUCUGUCUUCUACCAGCGGCCCUUGGUUCCUUAGCUCCACCACCUCCUCCUGGUCAGUGGGUCCAUCAACAACAGUAGGUCCGACUCUUGGCGAGGCAGACGAAGAACAUGUGACAGUCACAUGACCUAGAGGACCGAGAGAGCUGAGUGGGUUGGAGGAGGGCAGCUCAAUAUGGAGUCUCAGUCCAGAGCCAGUUCCUUGCUGGGUGGCAGGCAAGGGGAGAGAGGUCGAGCCUGUAGUCUGGAGGGUUUGGGUGAGUUUGGAGACGGUGGACAGAGCCUCGCGGGCUGACAUUGCCUUCCACUUCUCAUAGUCCUCCAGAGACUGUCUUGCCUUGCUGUGAUGCCUCUCCAACUCUCUACUGGGUCUCAAUGGAGCUGUGUAAACUGCCGGUAUGUGUGUGGAUAUCCUUCAACAGUAGGUCUCUCUGUUUCCGCAGCGCCGCCUCAAGACCGGCAAAGUAUUCCUCCACCAUCUUGGCAGAGGUGAGACCCUGUGUCCUCACAGCUUCUCCCUCGUCACUCAUCAACUGUAGCCUUCUCUCUGCCUCCGCAACCCGUCCCUGCGCUCUCAUCCUCAACGGACGCAGCUCGUCUCUAACUGUCUGUUUUGCCUCGUUCACCAGCUGGCAGUGGUGACCCGCAUGCUCUCCGUGGUAGGCACAGUAUAUACACACCAAAGUCUUGUCACGGAAACAGUAGUAGUUCCGAUCGUGUUGAUGAAUGGGGCAGAAGUGUUUGGCCUUGGAGAGUACACUUGUGACCAGCUGGGCGACGGAGAGGUUGGGAAACCAUGGUCUAGACGAGCCUGUUGCAUCCACAGAGUGCUCCUGGGUACAUGUCGGGCAGGUCAGUUUGUGCCUCCCUCCCUCCCCUUUCAGCAGUAGCCUCUCCAGACAACCCAAACAGAAGGAGUGUCCACAGAGGAGGGUGUUUGGACUCCGCUGCCCCUCGGCCUCAUAUUGCUCGUUACAGUGGGGGCAGGAGAGGAACGAGGCCAUCUCUGGAGGAAGAAUGGAGGUCGAGGAAGGCGUCAGUUGAGAGCUGGUCUCCGUCAUGGAGUCUUGGGACGACAGCUGGGAGAGAGGGGGGAAUAGUGACGUGGGGAUUUGGGUGACCCGUGAGCUGCCAGCACAUGACGACAGGGAGCUGCUGGUGCGACAGAGAGACGAAGAGGCGUGGCUCUGU